Molecule: messenger RNA, 2217 nt
Organism: Limulus polyphemus (Atlantic horseshoe crab)
Lineage: Eukaryota; Metazoa; Arthropoda; Merostomata; Xiphosura; Limulidae
Product: AP-5 complex subunit beta-1-like
Exons: 18
Coding region: 233-2176 (647 amino acids)
Biological process (GO): endosomal transport
Cellular component (GO): lysosomal membrane; AP-type membrane coat adaptor complex
Source: RefSeq, a predicted model, not a curated record
GCUGUAAAAAAGCUACAGUACAGUCAGUGGCUGAUCCGGCGGAUUGUGCACCUAGAAGUACUCUUGGGUAGUAGUAGAAAUUAAAUAACAUUCACAACCUUUUACUGCAGUCCAUGUCUGCUCAAACCCCGAGGCUCCUUUAAUAUAAUAAAACACAACAAACGUCUUUACAAUACAAAUACUGUGUUACUGAUUUAGCUUCCUGCGUUACUGUUGGGCGUUCUAAAGUGUCAUGGCGACUUCAGUUAGUGGACGUGAUGUGGUAUUUGGAAAACAUUGGUUAUAUGCCCUUACUUUCUGGAGGCAGAAUCCUAAAGAAUUCUUGUUUAACUUAGAUAUAAAAGCAGACACCUUUCAUCUCGACGUUCUGAGAGAUUUGUGCAAUGAUGAAGUUGAUGAUAGCUGUAAGAAUUUUUUGCUUACUUUGCUGCAAGAAAAUGUUACACUGUUGCUUUCUGAUGAAGACAGAUUAGAACAAACUGUGGGCUCUCUACAGAGCAUUUUUAACCAGUUGGCAGGAACUGAAAAAGUUCAACUGAAAUGUCAGUUCUUGAUUACAAUAGCAACCAUUUUACUUGGUGGUGAAUUUGAUUUCAGCUCAUCUACAAUCAAUGGUCAAUUGAUUUCUUUCAAGGAUCUGUUAAUUGAAAUUGUUUGUAAUACCAAGAAAGAGGCUUCUUUGUUGCGAGGAACAGCUUGCAAAUGCCUGCAAGAAAUUGAAAUCUCUUAUCCUGGUAUUACUGAGCCACAUACUGAAGUAAUGUGGAAUUCCUUUCAGCAAGAUACAUCUCCAGUUUUUCAGUCCUAUGCCUCUCUGAUCAGUGUUAUUUUGACCCAUUUAGUACAGGAGAAAAAUCAUUCAAGUAGAAAUACUAUUGAAAUCAAGAGAACAGGAAGUUCAAAACAAGUACUAUUUCCAUCGUCUACUUUGAGCAGUGAAAUUGAAGUUUUUCCUAUUGUCAUGAGUCUUUUGGAUCAACUGAAGUGGAUGACAUCAGCCUCUGUAUACCAUGUGCUCAAUAACCUUGUGGAAGUUGUGAAAUGUACUUCAGAUCUUUUGCCAACUAUUUUUAAGACCUGGUUGCCAAAACUUACACGGACCUCUUAUGUUCCACUCUUUCAUUUGGCUUUUAUUCUACAGCAAGAGUUUGGCUCAGACCUCUUUACCAGCCGAGAAGAACAGAUGCUCAUGGAACAACUGAUCUCUUGUGCAAACCAUCCUUUAUUGACUGUUGCUCAUCGGUUAUUGUUCUUAGACUGGGUUCAUGUAUAUGUGGAAAACAGAGGUCAGUUUUCCCCAUGGAAAAUUAUUCCACCUAGGCUAAUAGAUAUGUUCCUCCCCUCACCAUUUGAUGGACCAGAUGUUCAAGGGAAGAAACUUUGGAUUCUUGCCUCUUCAGAAGAGUAUAGAACAGGAAAGCAUCAAUUUCACUCAGAGUACAAAGCCAGAAAAAUUUUGAGAGAUGGACAGUUUCAUUUGUUAGUGGCUCACUUAGAGGGGAUAAAAAAGCUUGUACUUUCUGGUGAUGGCUAUCGUCCAGUAAACAGCUUUUUCAGGACUCUCUUUUUUUUCUACUCAAAGCAUGGAAGCCCAUUUCUAGAAGUUGAGAUUCAAAAGUUGUUGUUGGCAGUAAUGUUCACAGUACCAGAACUCUCUUUUCGUGUUGUAGAUUUCAUUGAAUGCUUGCAAGAACAGAUACCACACAGCUCUCUUCCUGAAAAACUGGUGAGUGCCACUGUGAAUUUUGUUUAUGAGCGACCAGUAAGCAGUAUUCUUCUCCAUCUUCACUGUUAUUUAGAGCUUCUCAGAAAAGCAUCUACAUUGCCAGCAGCAUUUUGUUUCCCUAAGAAGAUACUUAGCUUUCUGAUGGAAGUUAUCAAGACUUUAAGUUCAGAAGAUAAAAUGGACUGGUUACUAGGUAACAUAUUGCUGGAUGUGUGCCAGAGCAUUAUACAACACCACAAUCUCAGUCUUUUAUACAAAGAAAUUGGAGAAUUACUUUACCUCAUCAUGACAACUUUCAAUGAAGCUGACAUUAAAAAUCGAGCCAAGAUGUAUUAUGCUGCUGUUACUUCUUUAGCUUCCACAAAGGUUAAACAGAUAUUUCAAAACUCAACUCACUCUCAAGAAGUCACUCAAGCACUUAGUAACAUUGUAGAUGCCGUGCCUGGCUAACAAUACAGAAGUUACAGUGAUGUGGCUCACGUGCACUCAUG